Cydia pomonella (codling moth) is the source of this 1165-nucleotide messenger RNA. RefSeq lists its product as uncharacterized. The record is from RefSeq and is a predicted model, not a curated record. Lineage: Eukaryota; Metazoa; Arthropoda; Insecta; Lepidoptera; Tortricidae. The transcript has 2 exons. Bases 59 to 1144 code for a protein of 361 amino acids.
AGCAAUGAAUGGUUUCAGCUACCGUGGCAGAUAAACACGAGUUGUUUCUUUCACUACGAUGCCAAGCUUAAGGACACAUAUCGUUUUGAUAUGUGUACUCGCUGGUUAUUUUAUAACAGGCGAAUGCCGGAAUGUGAUAAAAGAAUCAUAUAGAAACAAUCCAGAUAAAAAAACACUUAACUCACGUUCGAGUCUUACCGUUUGGUUGAAUAAUCUUCUAACCGAAGGAAAACUCAAACGAAUAGGAAAACCAAAUGCAAUAAAGGCAUUAAUAUCAAAACUAAUAAAGAAAGAAAAAGGCAAUAAAAAACGGACCUCUAAACGCAAUCUGCGCAAUGGUAUAGAAGUUCAAGAUUUUUUACACAAGUUAAAUAACUUUAUUAAUCAAAAUACGCAUAAUGCGUACUACGAGAAACGCAAAGAUUGUAAUUUUGGCUUCGGUAGCCCUUCGAGAGCAUGCAAAAGACAUAAGUUCAGACGGAACGCAGUCAAAAAAUCGAAAAAAGCUCGAAUUAACAAAGAAAAACAAUUUAAUAACUACGCGCAACAUUUGGUUGUGGAAAGAGCGAAAUAUAAAUCUUCAUCAAGUUCAAGUGAAAUCGAGGCACCAUCUGAAAGACAAAAUUCUCGCUUUCGGAUCGUUGAUAAUAAACGUAAAAAGGUAAUAAAUAAAAGUUCCGAAUCUGAAUACCAAUCGAGAGAAGCAUAUUCAGAUGAAUCUGAUGAUAAAGCAAAUGAAUAUGAUGAAAAAUCAAAUGAAUCCGAUGAAAACCAAAAUGAAUCCGAUGAAAACCCAAAUGAAUCCGAUGAAAAACCAAAUGAAUCGAAUUUAGAUGAAGAUACAGAUGUUACCGUUGAAAACAAUGAACAGACGGGAAAAUCUGAUGAAAGUGAAAAUGAAAACUCAGAACGAGAAACAUCUGUAAAACAACCAGACGCUAAAUAUAUGUAUUUACAAGGUACUAGAUUGCAAAGACCUGAUUUCAGGACAGGACGAGGGUUUAAAAGUGCUAGAAAACAGGAUAGAUUGCCAUACUUUUUGCCGAAGCGUUAUAAGUGGGAUGACUCGAUGAUAUACAAUUUAGACACUUACUGGAAUGUUGGGAUUAACUCGUACGACUCAAUUAAGAAUUCUCGUACAUAAGUGAUAAACGAAAUAAAUACC